CCUACACCUUCUGUAUUGGUAAUUUUCGCCAUGGUAAUCGUUAUAGGGUAAACAAACGCAUGCUCGUUGCUCCGUAACCAUAAACCAUAAUACUUGUAUUGCCUGCCUACAGAAUAAUCUCUUUCUCUUCACAAUUUUUCAAUGUUUCCCGUGUGUAAUUUUACUCUCUUAAUUACUUCAUCAAUUUUAAGGCCAAGCUGAAGGAGUUGGGCUCAGCAAUGGAUUGGGGUCAGCCUGUGAAUACUGCAAUGGAUAGUUUAACUGCUGCGUUGAAAAGCAACAUCAUACCAAACCAAGAAUAUCUGUUGCAAGGCAGUGUCCUAGACGCAGCUGUGGAGGUCCUCCUCCAUCGACUCAGAGGUCUUUGCGACAAUGUUGACUCCGGGCCUGAAACAUUUCAUGAUCAUGAAAUGUGUUUUAGCAUUCGUGGAACGAGUCCACAGCCUUUGCUUUUAAGAGUCCGAAGAGCACUAGAUUACCAAGAUAUGCCAUGGCAACUGCGCUACAUUGGACAGUCAGAAUUGGGUGAUAAAUCAAGGCCUACAAUAGUCAGGAGCAGUAUAGACGUUGGCUGCAAUGCAACUGUUGUAGAGUUUUUGACUGAACUUGGUUGUCGGAUGGACUUUGAAUAUAUUCUCCGCGGUUAUAUGUUCCGUAAAGGCAGGAUGAAAAUCACAGUCUCCAAAAUAUUCAAGAUGGGCCAAGGCAAACCUCCUGAGAGCGUGGAGCCAAUGUCUCAGUCAUAUCUAGUUGAGUUAAGUGUAUUAGCUCCGAAUGGUCAAGAUGCAAUUGGGGAAGAUAUGAAAAAUUUUGCAGAGCAGUUGAGGCCUUUAGUACAGUUAGAUAAGAUAGACUAUAAAAGGUUACCAGUCACUGGACCUCCGUAAAAUAGAGUAAUAUUUGUCAUCAUGAAGGUCAUUGGUGGAGUGAGGUUACUGAGGUCAGUUGAACAGUGAGCCUCCUCAGAAAAUGUGCAGAACAGAAUUGAAGCAAAAUUUUCAUAUUGAUGGUGAAAGCCCCAAACCAUGUGUAUCUUGGUUCACAGACCUUCAAAUCUCAUACGAUGCUUUAUUUUUUUUAGAGAGAGCCGGAUCAUAGUAUUUGCACACAAUUUUGUUUGAUUAUUCUCCGUCCCUUCAAUAGCAUUCUUUGAAAAUUUAGUGCAAAUAUGUAGAGUUGUACUCUUUUGCUUAACUAAAACAUGAGCAGAAAGAACCCUGCACAAUCCUAAUGAUAAUUCUAUCUGAUAUUAAAACGAGAUUCGCCAUUUUUCGCUGCCACACGGUGUGUGCCUGAGAAGCAAUAAUUGUCGACACGUACAAGUUAGAUUCAUAAUGUGUAGGAGCAUUACUCCCAUCCAAAAUGUAGACGCUGUGUUUCCAUUCAAACAUUUUUCAAUUUUUUUCAAGCAACUGCCGUAUUAUAAAGAAGAUGAAGAAAUAUUAACCCUUUACUUUCCUCAGUCGAUUUUGGCGGUACCAUGAAGAACUGAAUAUUAAAUAAUGAAGCCUUGUAGUACCUAGUUGGAUUUUUUGUAAUAGAGCAGUAUGUGAGAAAAAAAAUAUAAAAUUUGGAAUGGAGUUACAGCGUUUUUCCUUUAGACGACAGACUACUACUUAGUAUAAUGACAUCAACCUUGUGAAGAUUUAUUGAUAAUUUACAACUAAAACUACCAUAAUGCACGUGGCACUUCGACUCAAUGUAUGAGGGAGAGUUGUUGUCAUGUUAUCUCUCUCUAACACAUUGCGUCAACAGGCAACGUUCGUUAAAGUAGUUUCAGAUGUAAAUUUUCAAUGAUUGUUCCCAAAUUUGAUGUCAUUCUACCCAGUAUUAAUGCUGCUACACGCUAUGGAUCAGUUUCUUUCAUUAUUUUGUACAUCACGAUAAUUACUGCCUCCAAGACACAAACCGUGAGGUAUCGCAACAUGGUGGUGGACCUCGUCCCUAGAUCACAUGGAAUCACCUUACGCCCCCCCCUCCCCCUCGGUCAAGUCGAAUGAGACUUAGAUAUGUCGCUCAGCUAGUCAUUCUAAUUAAAAGCUUGCAUUGUUCGAAAA
Messenger RNA from Bemisia tabaci, 2057 nucleotides. RefSeq names its product mediator complex subunit 18 (gene MED18). Gene Ontology annotation, molecular function: transcription coregulator activity. Lineage: Eukaryota; Metazoa; Arthropoda; Insecta; Hemiptera; Aleyrodidae. The record is from RefSeq and is a predicted model, not a curated record. Gene Ontology annotation, biological process: regulation of transcription by RNA polymerase II; termination of RNA polymerase II transcription. Gene Ontology annotation, cellular component: core mediator complex; mediator complex.